This is a messenger RNA of Styela clava, 2710 nucleotides long. The record is from RefSeq and is a predicted model, not a curated record. NCBI's taxonomy places the organism in Eukaryota, Metazoa, Chordata, Ascidiacea, Stolidobranchia, Styelidae.
AUGGGUUUAUCUAGAAGACAUACAAUGCGAUGGAAGGAUGCAGCUUUCAUUGAUUCGUUUGAUCUGAAAGUGCGAAGAAUUCAAGGAAAAAGUAUUCACUUAUGGGAAUUCAUCCGAGAUACACUACUCGAUCAAACGUAUUGUCCGAGUCUGAUCAAGUGGGAGGACAGAAAAUCUGGAAUUUUCAGAUUUGUUCAGUCAGACAUUGUUGCAGGAAUGUGGGGCAAAAAGAAAAAUAAUCCGAAAAUGACAUACGAAAAACUGAGGCAGAGCUAUGAGGUAUUUAUUUUCAUUUUAAGGUACUACUACAACCGUGGUAUUCUGGAAAGAGUUGAUGGACGACGGCUCGUGUAUAAAUUUGGUCCCAACGCUCAUGGCUGGCAGCAAAUUGGCGAAUCCAAUGAAACGCAGGAACCGGAUCAAAUAUUCAAGAGGAGGUCAAAGUAAAACCAGAAAAAGGUCCAAGAAAUAAUCCACUACAAAGUCAAAAAAACAGUCUAACCACAUCGCUUCGAAGACCAGCAAAUUGUAAAAUUUCCGUUACGAUGUCAGAUAAUGUGUUGCCUGAUUCGCGAAAAAGGCGUCGUUGUUCCAGCGACCAAAACGCGUCAAAUAAGUCAACGAUAGACGUUGCUGUUGAAGCAAAAUCGACAGAAACCCAAACCAUGCGAGUCUGAUCGAACAAAUAGUAAAAGUUAAAAAAGAAUGUGAGAAAAUGAUGGAAGUCAAACCAGAUCGUUCAAGAGUACACCGUCGCCCACAAGCAGAACCUACUUCGUGUAUCGUUUACGUCGCUCGACAGGUGCAACCAGCAGAAAAGAAGGAGCGACAAUGUAAAGAAGACAAAGUUUCACUUGUGCCGUCACAGAAGCAUUGAAAUGGUCUAACGAUCAACAGAUCAGCAACUCGCCUAGCAAACUUCCAAGUGCUGAAGUCUUAUUAGGCAAGCAUUACAAAAUCGCCACUGUCGCAACCUAAAGUAUUGUAAAAAAUGAUGAAAAACCUAAACCUAACACAACAAAAAAGCGGUUUUAUCAUCAAUUAUAAACAUAUCAUUGGUACUAUUGAACAUACAAAGCGACCCGAUUAAUAAGCUUCACGAAAAAAAUACAGUUCUUUCCGGAGUAGAAAUUUCUGACAAUUUGGCCAUAUGCUUCAUUGUUAUUCAAUCAGUUGUAGUUUGAAUAAUCAUCCGGCAUGCCGGUAUGUUAUUUUAUGAAAUUGUUUAAUGCAGGUUUGUGAGCUUAACUACCUAAGUCUAUUUCUCAUGUCUGUACUCCAUGAUUUCAGAAUCAAUAUUCAUUCACAGCUUUCGAACGAAGAAACUAAUGUUACUUUUUAGCGUAUAAAGACGCCGUGUAAUUAUAAGCUGUGGCUUGAGUGUGCAAUAAAUAAACGCAUAUUAAGAAUAUCCAAUAGUUGUCGGAGUUUUCUUCCAAUCAUGAAAAUAAAAAUACCCAAUUAUAUCGUGAUGUGAGUUGGCGAUUACCUUAAUUUUCAACAACUCAACAGCCUUUCUAGCUUUUCCAGGCAACUUUGACCACACGAUCCGUUUCCUAUUUCCAUGUAAAUAAAUGAGGCAACUAUUAAUCUAUUAGAGAGAGUAUUACAAAUUACACUUUUACGUCUUAUGAUAUUUUUUUAUUUACUGACAUAAAUAUAAGUUUUAGUAAAAUAAAUAAUAUUUCACGACUUUGUUCUAUCGUUAAAUGCCCUCUUUUUGUAUUUAUUUUUAAUACACUUGGUCCUUGAACUGCAUAUUUACCAGAUACCUUAUGGAUAAAAUUCUUCGAUGCUGUUUUUUAUACCUGUGCAGAAGCGGACCUAAUUUAUGAUAUGUACUCUGUUAAUGGCAAGAAUUUUACAAAAUUUUAUCUCCGAUUCAUUAUGUGGAUUUAGUUUAGAAUUCAUCUUGUAAACGACACGAAUAACUAACGAAUAUCUAAAUAAAUUAAUAUAAAUAUGUCAAUUUGUAAUCAGUAUUGAACAUAUAUAUUUUGUGACUGAAAAAUAAUGUGGAUUUUCCUAGACCGUACUUUUCAACCUGCGAUUAAGCUCCAUUUUCAUUUACUUGCGCCCUUUUUUAACAAAAUACUAGUUCAGGGUAUAGUUUUUCACUUCGUGAAAACGAGACAAAAAUGAAUACUUAAUAUGUUCCAAGGUAUGAUUUUAUAUUGUAAUUCGUGUGUAAUAUAAAAACUUAUUUGUACCAAGGGGAUCCAUGGUUAUAACACAACAAGUUUAUUCGGAUUGAUUCCAGAAUGAUGGUAAAUUUAUCCAAAUCCAACUUAUUUUUUGUAUUAUGAUGAAGCUUUUUUGCAUAGACAUUUUGGCAAAACAUGCUACCAUUUCAAGUUGACAAUGGACAUAUGGAUAACAAUGAAACUGUAUUGCAAUGUCGACCAUUUGUAUCCUACUUGACAGGGUAGCAAAUUGGUUGAAAUUAUGUUCGUUUCCCCCUUCUUUCUUCAGUAGCAGUUAGUUCUUCUACUGUGUAAAUAUUGAUAACAGCGUUAGUAUACACUUUAUACAGUAGUAUAAAAUUAUUUGUUAUAUUUCACUUAACAUCAUUGUCUCUUAAGAUUUUUUCGAACAUUAUCGAAAAAGCAGUAAUUCGUAAUAUAUAUAUAUAUAUAUAUAUACAUAUUGGAACUGUAUAUAAAUUUCUUUUUAUUACUUCAACUUUAUAUUUAAUAUGUUUGAUAUUGAA